AUGGAGGCGGGCGAAGGGCACACCGCCGCCAGUGCGAAGCUGUCGAAGGAGCAGGAGGAGAGACUUGUCGUGCGCCUCCACGACCAGUCGAUCGAGCACCGGAAGGAGGCGCUGCGGGUGCUGGAUGCCCGCUUCUACCCCGUUGCCCCGCCGAAGCGAAUGGCGAAGGAGGUGAUUGAAAGCAGCGUCACGCGGCAAGUGGACCAGGAGAUGGCGAAGCGAAAGGCGGCACGUGAGGAACUGGAGGUGCGUGUGAAGGGCGAGACGACGACGAGCAAAAUAAGCGCCGAUGCUGUGCAGGAGAGCGCAGAGCGGCUUUACACUGAGUCAAUCGCUCGCAAAGAGGCGAAUAUGGCGGAGAGCAGGAAACGAUACCUCUACACCGCCCCAGAGGUGGUUCGGAAGGCGUCAGAGAUACAGGAGUACGUUGCGCGUCUCGCGGUGCCCCGAAAGCGAGAUUUCACAGUAGAGGAAAUCAACAAAAUCUACGGUCUUACCGAAUAA
Trypanosoma grayi is the source of this 504-nucleotide messenger RNA. RefSeq lists its product as hypothetical. NCBI's taxonomy places the organism in Eukaryota, Euglenozoa, Kinetoplastea, Trypanosomatida, Trypanosomatidae. The coding region runs from base 1 to 504 and encodes 167 amino acids. The record is from RefSeq and is a predicted model, not a curated record. The transcript has a single exon.